Messenger RNA from Funneliformis geosporum, 1923 nucleotides. The record is from the annotation of a GenBank genome assembly. Lineage: Eukaryota; Fungi; Glomeromycota; Glomeromycetes; Glomerales; Glomeraceae.
AUGACGGAUUAUAAUAAUAACUCUUCUAUUACCACGACCUCUCGCGUCACCAAACGCACGUCGAGACCCUAUCACCAUGACUACACUUCGUCCUUUGACGAAGCCGAAGAGAGUGAUAGUUAUACGUCAAGAAGGUCAAGACGGUUAUCAGAAAGCAACCAUAGAAGGAUUGGUUCCACGUAUGGACUUUCUUAUGUUUCGAACAAAAGAAUGGAAAGAAUGGAGAUAAAUGAAGACGAGAGUAAUAAUGUGUCGCCUUCUCGGAGAAGAUACACACGUAAAUGGGAAACCGACGACGAACUGUUUAAACCAAACCACCGAAGUUCGAUGCCAAUAAUGUCACAGCAACAAAAUUCACCACAGAUUUCCCCGGUUAAUAAUUAUCCUGAUGAGGCCUCAACAAUUAGGAACCUUUUAUACCUUCUUAAUAAAGAACGUACAAAACGACGUGAAAUACAAAAUGGUUACGAUACAUCGGUGCAAACGUUAAAAGAAUUACAACAAAAUCAUCAAGAUGAUUUAAAUACUCUCGAAAGUGAUAUACAAACCCUUCAAGAUGCAUUGGUAAAGGAGGCCAAGGCUAACAUACAAUUAAAUAAACUUUUACGCGAAUCCACUUCAAAAUUCACGGAAGAGAUGCAAACUUGGGCAAAUAAAGUUGUUUUAAUGGAGGAACAAGGAAAAGAAUUACAAGAGACAUUUCAGGAAACUAUGGAACAAUUAGAAAAAGAGGAGGAAGAAAUUGAUAGAUUGAGGAAAGAGAAUCAAUCAUUACGCGAUCAAAUGGCAGGUCGAGCUAUCGAACCUGCAAAUUUGAAUCGUAUUAAUCUUGAGGAUGUUCGCAAAGUAGGUUCAAUGGAGGAUAGGGAUGAUGUAUCGGUUUCCGCUGAAUCCAAGCAAGAAUGUAUUUCUGAUAAUGAAUCCGUUGCCAAUUAUUCAAAGUUGACAGAAUUGAACGAUCGAAUCAUUGAGUUAGAGAAUGAAUUAAUCACAUCCAAAGAAAAUACUCAAAAGGUUGAAUCCUCCUUUCAACAAUUAGAAACCGACAAAACUUCUACCAUAAAACAAUUGGAAGAAAAACAUUUAAAAACGGUCAGCCUUUUACGUGCGACCCUUAAACAAAAACAAAUUAAGAUUGAAGAAUUAGAAAAAGAGUUACGCAAAGCAAAGUAUAAUGAAAAUGAGCGAAAGGAAAAAAUUUUACAUCCAAAGCCUAUUUCACAUAAACCUUCUCAACAAUUCUCCUCACCACCAUCUCCUAAAUUACAACAUCUUCAACCUUUAGAACAGGAUGAUGAAGAGGAUCUUCAACCGGUGAAUGAUGAUUGGCGCAAUCAUCAUCGUCCUGGUCAAAUGAGACGUAGAUCAAUCAUUUCUGAAAACUUACCCACGAAAGAACGAAAGAAUUCCUUAACUAGCACAAAUAGCGGAAGCAUUGAAGGUACCAGUGUAACGGGUGGAAGCCUAGAAGACAAAGGUGAAGGGGAAGUCGAACAAUCUGAAAUGUCCUCGGAAGAGGAGGAAGAAGAGGAGGAAGAGCGUGACGAUCAAUCCUCGUCGGUUUUUACAGGUAGCGAUAAUAGCCGUAAUGGAAGCGAAGAAAUCGCUAGCGUGCAGGAUCCCAACACUUUAGGAAGACAACAACAUUAUCAACUUAACAAAGAUAGUGAUGUAGCAGUGGAAGAGGACGACGUAAUAUUGGAUGCGAUUCUUUCUGAUCGAGAAGAUUGUUCCUUGCCACUUAUUGGACAUUAUUCAGCUGCAGAAUUUACAGAGGAUGAAGAUUUUGAUUUUGACUACAGAAGACCGAGCUUUGCGGGUAUAAUUGGUGGUAAUAAAAUCGAGGGAAAUUCAAUGGUGAUGGCAUUAAAUCAGAUCAAUUCGGGAAGGAGAGGUCGAUCUGGAGAUGAUGGGAUACCAUAG